AUGGCUCGCUUCGGGGAGGCGGUGGUCGUUGGCAGGCCGGGCUCAGGCGAUGGAGACUCGGACCAGAGCAGGAACCGACAAGGAACCCCUGUACCGGCCUCGGGGCCGGCAGCCGCCUACAAGCAGUCGAAAGCGCAGAGGGCGCGGACUAUGGCUUUGUACAACCCCAUUCCUGUCCGGCAGAACUGUUUCACGGUCAACAGAUCCCUGUUCAUCUUCGGAGAAGAUAACAUUGUCAGGAAAUACGCCAAGAAGCUCAUCGAUUGGCCGCCAUUUGAGUACAUGAUCCUGGCCACCAUUAUUGCCAACUGCAUCGUCUUGGCCCUGGAGCAGCAUCUUCCUGAGGAUGACAAGACCCCGAUGUCCCGAAGGCUGGAAAAGACAGAACCAUAUUUCAUUGGGAUCUUCUGCUUUGAAGCUGGGAUCAAAAUUGUGGCUCUAGGUUUCAUCUUCCAUAAGGGUUCAUACCUCCGCAAUGGCUGGAAUGUCAUGGACUUCAUUGUGGUCCUCAGUGGCAUCCUGGCCACUGCAGGAACCCAUUUCAACACCCAUGUGGAUUUGCGGACCCUCCGUGCUGUGCGUGUCCUGAGGCCCUUAAAGCUCGUGUCAGGAAUACCUAGCCUGCAGAUUGUGUUGAAGUCCAUCAUGAAGGCCAUGGUGCCUCUGCUGCAGAUUGGCCUUCUGCUCUUCUUUGCCAUCCUCAUGUUCGCCAUCAUUGGCUUGGAGUUCUACAGUGGCAAGUUACAUCGAGCAUGCUUCAUGAACAAUUCAGGUAUUCUAGAGGGAUUUGAUCCUCCCCACCCAUGCGGUGUGCAAGGCUGCCCAGCUGGUUACGAAUGUAAGGACUGGAUCGGCCCCAAUGACGGGAUCACCCAGUUUGACAACAUCCUUUUUGCUGUGCUGACUGUCUUCCAGUGCAUCACGAUGGAAGGGUGGACCACUGUGCUGUACAAUACCAAUGAUGCCUUAGGAGCCACCUGGAAUUGGCUGUACUUCAUCCCCCUCAUCAUCAUUGGAUCCUUCUUUGUUCUCAACCUUGUCCUGGGAGUGCUUUCAGGGGAAUUUGCCAAAGAAAGAGAGAGAGUGGAGAACCGGAGAGCAUUCAUGAAGCUGCGGCGCCAGCAACAGAUUGAGAGAGAGCUGAAUGGCUACCGUGCCUGGAUAGACAAAGCAGAGGAAGUCAUGCUUGCUGAAGAAAAUAAAAACGCCGGAACAUCAGCCUUGGAAGUGCUUCGAAGGGCAACCAUCAAAAGGAGCCGGACGGAGGCCAUGACCCGAGACUCCAGCGAUGAGCACUGCGUUGAUAUCUCUUCUGUGGGCACACCUCUUGCCAGAGCCAGUAUCAAGAGCACAAAGGUAGAUGGAGCCUCCUAUUUCCGGCACAAGGAACGGCUUCUGCGUAUCUCUAUCCGGCACAUGGUCAAAUCCCAAGUGUUUUACUGGAUCGUCUUGAGUGUUGUGGCUCUCAAUACUGCCUGUGUGGCUAUUGUCCAUCACAGCCAACCCCAGUGGCUCACUCACCUCCUCUACUAUGCAGAAUUUUUGUUUCUGGGACUUUUUCUGUUGGAGAUGUCCCUGAAGAUGUAUGGCAUGGGGCCACGCCUUUAUUUUCAUUCCUCAUUCAACUGCUUCGAUUUUGGGGUCACAGUGGGCAGCAUCUUUGAGGUGGUCUGGGCAAUAUUCAGACCUGGUACAUCUUUUGGAAUCAGUGUCUUACGAGCUCUCCGACUCCUAAGGAUAUUUAAAAUAACCAAGUAUUGGGCAUCCCUCAGGAAUCUGGUUGUCUCCUUGAUGAGCUCCAUGAAGUCUAUUAUCAGCUUGCUCUUCCUGCUCUUCCUCUUCAUCGUUGUCUUCGCUCUCCUAGGAAUGCAGCUCUUUGGAGGCAGGUUUAACUUUAAUGAUGGGACUCCUUCAGCUAAUUUUGACACCUUCCCUGCAGCUAUCAUGACAGUGUUCCAGAUCCUGACGGGGGAAGACUGGAAUGAGGUGAUGUACAAUGGCAUCCGCUCCCAGGGUGGGGUCAGCUCGGGCAUGUGGUCUGCCAUCUACUUCAUUGUGCUCACCUUGUUUGGAAACUACACACUGCUGAACGUAUUCUUGGCCAUUGCUGUGGACAAUCUGGCCAAUGCCCAGGAAUUAACGAAGGACGAACAGGAGGAGGAAGAAGCCUUCAACCAGAAGCAUGCACUGCAGAAGGCCAAGGAGGUUAGCCCGAUGUCUGCACCCAACAUGCCUUCUAUUGAAAGAGACAGAAGGAGAAGACACCACAUGUCGAUGUGGGAGCCGCGCAGCAGCCACCUGAGGGAGCGGAGGCGCCGGCACCACAUGUCUGUAUGGGAACAACGCACCAGCCAGCUGAGGAGGCACAUGCAAAUGUCUAGCCAAGAAGCCCUCAACAAAGAGGAGGCCCCACCGAUGAACCCCCUCAAUCCACUCAAUCCACUGAGCCCUCUCAACCCACUCAACGCUCACCCCAGCCUCUAUCGGAGACCCAGACCCAUUGAGGGCCUAGCCCUGGGCCUGGGUCUUGAAAAGUGUGAAGAAGAGCGCAUUAGCCGCGGGGGUUCCCUCAAGGGCAGUGUAGGGGGCCUGACCAGUGCCCUGGACAACCAGAGGAGCCCCUUGUCCUUGGGAAAACGGGAGCCACCGUGGCUGCCCAGAUCCUGUCAUGGAAACUGUGACCCAACCCAGCAGGAAGCUGGGGGAGGAGAGACCGUGGUGACUUUUGAGGACCGAGCCAGGCAUAGGCAGAGCCAGAGGCGUAGCCGCCAUCGCCGCGUCAGGACUGAGGGCAAGGAGUCUGCCUCCGUGUCCCGAAGCAGGUCGGCCAGCCAGGAGCGGAGUCUGGAUGAAGGGUUGUCCAUUGAGGGAGAGAAAGAACAUGAAUCUCAGGGCAGCCACAGAAGCAAGGAGCCGACCAUCCAUGAAGAGGAAAGAACUCAGGACUUGAGGAGGACCAACAGUCUGAUGGUACCCAGGGGCUCUGGACUGGUAGGAGCUCUUGAUGAGGCAGAAACUCCUCUAGUCCAGCCCCAGCCUGAGUUGGAAGUGGGGAAGGAUGCGGCUCUGGCAGAGCAGGAAGCUGAAGGCAGCAGCGAGCAAGCCCUGCUUGGGGACGUCCAGCUGGAUGUGGGCCGGGGCAUUAGCCAGAGCGAGCCUGACCUCUCCUGCAUGACAGCCAACAUGGACAAGGUUACCACCGAGAGCACCAGCGUCACGGUCGCCAUCCCUGAUGUUGACCCCUUGGUGGAUUCAACAGUGGUGCACAUUAGCAACAAGACUGAUGGAGAAGCCAGUCCCUUGAAAGAGGCAGAGACCAAAGAGGAAGAAGAAGAGGUGGAGAAGAAAAAGAAGAAGGAGAAGCGAGAGACUGGCAAAGCCAUGGUGCCCCAUAGCUCUAUGUUCAUCUUCAGCACCACUAACCCGAUCCGUAGGGCCUGCCACUACAUUGUGAACCUACGCUACUUUGAGAUGUGCAUCCUCCUGGUGAUUGCGGCCAGCAGCAUUGCCCUGGCAGCCGAGGACCCUGUCCUGACCAAUUCGGAGCGCAACAAAGUCCUGAGAUAUUUCGACUAUGUUUUCACCGGCGUGUUUACCUUUGAGAUGGUUAUAAAGAUGAUAGACCAAGGCUUGAUCCUGCAGGAUGGAUCCUACUUCCGAGACCUCUGGAACAUCCUGGACUUUGUGGUAGUGGUUGGUGCAUUGGUAGCCUUUGCUCUGGCGAAUGCAUUGGGAACCAACAAGGGGCGAGACAUCAAGACUAUCAAGUCUCUGAGGGUACUCCGGGUUCUGCGACCACUGAAAACCAUCAAGCGCUUGCCCAAGCUGAAGGCUGUGUUUGACUGUGUGGUGACCUCCCUGAAGAACGUCUUCAACAUACUCAUUGUCUACAAACUCUUCAUGUUCAUCUUUGCUGUCAUUGCUGUCCAGCUGUUCAAAGGGAAGUUCUUUUAUUGCACCGACAGCUCGAAGGACACAGAGAAGGAGUGCAUAGGCAACUAUGUAGAUCACGAGAAAAACAAGAUGGAAGUAAAGGGCCGGGAAUGGAAGCGUCAUGAGUUCCACUACGACAACAUCAUCUGGGCCCUGCUGACCCUCUUCACUGUCUCCACAGGGGAAGGGUGGCCUCAGGUCCUGCAGCAUUCUGUAGAUGUGACAGAGGAAGACAGAGGCCCAAGCCGCAGCAACCGCAUGGAGAUGUCCAUCUUUUAUGUGGUCUACUUUGUGGUGUUCCCUUUCUUCUUCGUCAAUAUCUUCGUAGCUCUCAUCAUCAUCACCUUCCAGGAGCAAGGGGAUAAGAUGAUGGAGGAGUGUAGCCUGGAAAAGAACGAGCGGGCAUGCAUUGACUUCGCCAUUAGUGCCAAACCCCUCACCCGCUACAUGCCACAGAACAGACACACCUUCCAGUACCGCGUCUGGCACUUUGUGGUUUCUCCAUCCUUUGAGUACACCAUCAUGGCCAUGAUCGCCUUGAACACUGUCGUGCUGAUGAUGAAGUACUAUUCUGCUCCUUGCACCUAUGAACUUGCCCUAAAGUACCUGAACAUUGCCUUCACCAUGGUGUUCUCCCUGGAAUGUGUCCUAAAGGUCAUCGCUUUUGGCUUCCUGAACUAUUUCCGAGAUACCUGGAACAUCUUUGACUUCAUCACAGUGAUUGGCAGUAUCACAGAAAUUAUUCUGACAGACAGCAAGCUGGUGAACACCAGUGGCUUCAAUAUGAGCUUCCUGAAGCUCUUCCGAGCCGCGCGCCUCAUAAAGCUUUUGCGUCAGGGCUACACCAUUCGCAUCUUACUGUGGACCUUUGUGCAGUCCUUUAAGGCUCUCCCCUAUGUCUGCCUUCUGAUCGCCAUGCUUUUCUUCAUCUAUGCCAUCAUCGGGAUGCAGGUAUUUGGAAACAUAAAGUUAGAUGAGGAGAGUCACAUCAACCGGCACAACAACUUCCGGAGUUUCUUUGGGUCCCUCAUGCUGCUCUUCAGGAGUGCCACAGGGGAGGCGUGGCAGGAGAUAAUGCUGUCGUGUCUCGGCGAGAAGGGCUGUGAGCCCGAUACCACCGCACCCUCAGGGCAGAACGAGAGCGAGCGCUGUGGCACUGACCUGGCCUACGUGUACUUUGUCUCCUUCAUCUUCUUCUGCUCCUUCCUGAUGCUCAACCUGUUUGUGGCUGUCAUCAUGGAUAACUUUGAGUACCUGACUCGAGAUUCCUCUAUCCUGGGGCCUCACCACUUGGAUGAGUUUGUCCGUGUCUGGGCAGAAUAUGACAGAGCAGCAUGUGGCCGCAUCCAUUACACUGAGAUGUAUGAAAUGCUGACUCUCAUGUCACCACCGCUAGGCCUCGGCAAGAGAUGUCCCUCCAAAGUGGCCUAUAAGAGGUUGGUCCUGAUGAACAUGCCAGUGGCUGAGGACAUGACAGUCCACUUUACCUCCACACUUAUGGCUCUGAUCCGGACAGCUCUGGACAUCAAAAUCGCCAAAGGUGGUGCAGACAGACAGCAGCUAGACUCGGAGCUACAAAAAGAAACUCUGGCCAUUUGGCCUCACCUGUCCCAGAAGAUGCUGGAUCUGCUUGUGCCCAUGCCCAAAGCCUCUGACCUAACAGUGGGCAAGAUCUAUGCAGCAAUGAUGAUCAUGGACUACUAUAAACAGAGCAAGGUGAAGAAGCAGAGACAGCAGCUGGAAGAACAGAAAAAUGCACCCAUGUUUCAGCGCAUGGAGCCCUCAUCACUGCCGCAGGAGAUCAUCGCUAAUGCCAAAGCGCUGCCUUAUCUCCAGCAGGACCCUGCUUCAGGCCUGAGUGGUCGGAGUGGAUACCCUUCAAUGAGUCCACUCUCUCCGCAAGAAAUAUUCCAGUUGGCUUGUAUGGACCCUGCUGAUGAUGGACAAUUCCAGGAACAGCAAUCUCUGGAGCCAGAGGUUAGUGAAUUAAAAAGUGUGCAGUCCUCUAACCAUGGCAUCUACCUUCCUCCGGACACCCAGAAGCAUGCGGGAUCUGGGAGGGCAUCCUCUAUGCCACGACUGACUAUGGACCCCCAGGUGGUAACAGACCCUAGUUCUAUGCGACGUUCAUUUUCUACAAUUCGGGAUAAGCGUUCAAAUUCCUCAUGGUUGGAGGAGUUCUCCAUGGAGCGUAGCAGUGAAAAUACCUACAAGUCGCGGCGCAGAAGCUACCACUCCUCCUUGAGGCUGUCAGCCCACCGCCUGAAUUCUGACUCUGGUCACAAGUCUGACACGCACCGUUCAGGAGGCAGGGAGAGAGGCCGAUCCAAAGAGAGAAAGCAUCUUCUCUCCCCUGAUGUCUCCCGCUGCAAUUCUGAGGAGCGAGGGACCCAGGCUGACUGGGAGUCCCCAGAACGUCGCCAGUCCAGGUCACCCAGCGAGGGAAGAUCACAGACCCCCAACAGACAGGGCACUGGUUCCCUGAGCGAGAGCUCCAUCCCCUCCAUCUCUGACACCAGCACCCCAAGACGAAGUCGUCGCCAGCUCCCACCUGUGCCACCAAAGCCUCGGCCCCUCCUCUCCUACAGCUCCCUGAUGAGACACACUGGGGGCAUCUCUCCACCUCCUGAUGGAAGUGAGGGUGGAUCCCCGCUGGCCUCUCAAGCCCUGGAGAGCAACAGCGCUGGCCUGACCGAGUCUUCCAAUUCCUUGCACCCCCAGCAGGGCCGGCACUCUUCCCCACAACACUACAUCUCCGAGCCCUAUCUGGCCCUCCACGAAGAUUCCCACGCCUCAGACUGUGGCGAGGAGGAGACACUCACCUUUGAGGCAGCCGUGGCUACUAGCUUGGGCCGCUCCAACACCAUCGGCUCUGCCCCACCCCUGCGGCACAGCUGGCAGAUGCCUAAUGGGCACUAUCGGCGGCGGAGGCGUGGGGGGCCUGGGCCUGGCAUGAUGUGUGGAGCUGUCAGUGACCUCCUGAGUGACACGGAAGAAGAUGAUAAGUGCUAG
Molecule: messenger RNA, 6945 nt
Organism: Arvicola amphibius (Eurasian water vole)
Lineage: Eukaryota; Metazoa; Chordata; Mammalia; Rodentia; Cricetidae
Gene: Cacna1e
Product: calcium voltage-gated channel subunit alpha1 E
Exons: 48
Coding region: 1-6945 (2314 amino acids)
Biological process (GO): calcium ion import across plasma membrane; chemical synaptic transmission
Cellular component (GO): membrane; neuronal cell body; voltage-gated calcium channel complex
Molecular function (GO): calcium ion binding; high voltage-gated calcium channel activity
Source: RefSeq, a predicted model, not a curated record